Molecule: messenger RNA, 1920 nt
Organism: Aphis gossypii (cotton aphid)
Lineage: Eukaryota; Metazoa; Arthropoda; Insecta; Hemiptera; Aphididae
Exons: 3
Coding region: 404-1078 (224 amino acids)
Source: RefSeq, a predicted model, not a curated record
GCCGCUGUGCGUGCACACCACGAAUAAAUGAUUUUUUUUUUUUCUAAGCGGACCGACCGAACCCCGCACAGUUUAAAUUAUCAUAAUCUCUUAACAAUCCUUAAUUGGACGGGACCGUUCGGGACGUCGAGAGCACAGCGCACAAUACACGCAUUGGCAUACAGUCCCUUGGUCUCGCCGUGUCUCGUGAUCUCGCGUUCGACAUUAUAAUACCUAUUGUUAUACACACACACCGUAAUAUUACUUAGGACGUUCAAAAUCGCGUCUUAGUUUUUUGAACACAACGGUUUAGCUCCCGAAUAGCAAAAUAUAAUAAUAACUUCGUCGGUAUAGAGGUACCUACCUAUAUUUGAUGUGAAUUCAUUUCGUCUGAAAACUUUUACCGCUCAUACUCCGGUCAAAGAUGUACCGUCUGUUUUUCGUACUGUGUUUGUGUUACGGUUUGCUGGGCCACGCGUCCUCGGAAGAAACAACCACUUCGGUGUACGAACACUGCGGCAACCUGCAGCUUCAGGAAAACAUUCAAAUUAAAUUGAUAACUGGUACAUGGUAUGUAAUUGAAGUUCUGCAACACAAAACGGACGAAAAAUUUAAUGGAGAAAAAUUUGACGUACCCACUUGUCCUUCUGUUUUCAUAACGCUCGCGGGCUCUGAUACAGAUCUGAAAUUGUACUGGAACGAAGAUUUGGGUGACGUUGAAUAUCAGUUCAAAAUUAGAGACAGAACGGCUCCCGGAUUUUGGACUUCGUCUGGAUUUCAAAACGGCACCUUAGUGCAAGUGACCAGCUACGACCAGUUCGCGGGCAUGGUGUACGUCCGGAAGGCGAUCAGCAAUCACAUGGUGUUGACGUUCUGCUCGCCGAACACGCAGUUGUACAGCGUGGUGCUGGCCAGGGACAAGACCCUGGACCCCAGAGACCUGAAGAGUAUCGUGAACCACAUGCACUUGCAAAAGUUGCCCAUCACACAGACGAAACGUACGUGUCGCAACUCGGCGUCUUCGGCCCGAGCCACCAUUUGGAUGACCACUGCGUUCUGUUUGACGUACCUGAUGUGGUACCUACAGCAGCACAAAUAGGUCGAGACCACUACAGUCAGCUAUUUAAUUCACGACGAGGCAAACGGACGCGUAAAAACACACACCCAACCACACACACAUACACACAUACACACACACACACACACACACAUGGGGGCGCAGGGUCGGCGUUGGUCGAAGUCUGCGAGGGGGGUAUAAUAUAAAAAUAUAUGUAAAAAUACAUAGUUACAGAAAAAUUAAUUAAUAUGCCUUUGAACGGUAAAUUAAUUAACUAGGUACCCAUUUUAUUUGUGCUAAAAACGGAAUUAAUGAUACUCAAACGUAAAUUAUGGACAUAACAAAUAUAAGCAAAAACUGUUUGUUUCUUAUUGUUAAUAAUAAUUUCAUCAAAAAUUAUACCACGUAAAUUACCUAUUAAAUACAUUUUAUAAAAGCGUCAAAUUAGUACCUACGUGCUAGUACAUAUUUACUAAUGUACUGACUGCAGCUAUAGAAUAAUAUACGUAUGGUAAAUAAGUCCCUUAAAAAUAAACUGCGGUAUUUCAUCACAUCGUUCAAUACAAACAUUUUUGAAAAAGUAUUACUGCAUAAGACGGUAUCUGUGGCUACAAUGCUAUUAACAUCAGUUUUUUUUAAGCCCCUUUUCAAUCCGACCCUGUGUACACACAAAUAUACAAAUGACAAUACUUAAAACGACAGGAAAGAAAGACAAAUAAAAUACGAAAAACACACAUACCUUCCUUCCAUACCCAACAUUGCAUUGUCAUCCGAACACAUAAAUAUACGAUAUGAUUAAGUACAUACCUAUAAAAUGUGUACCAUACUCAAUGUUCAAGUUGAGCAAUAUACCGUUAAAAUAUAUCAAUUCCGUUCAAUUUGUA